AGAGCAAGACCACUGAGGUUAAAUAAGAACGAGCGUGAAACUGCGCAUGUGCAUGAUAGCAGAAAGCCGAAGCAACAAACAAACAUCAAGCAGAGACGGACAGCAACACAGAUCAAACGCUAUCUAUGCAGAUCGCUAGCUACAUGAGUUAACUUUGAAAAAUGAAAAUCAAAACUGUCGUUUAAUAUACACUGCAGUUCCACCCCAAUGAAGGAGCUCCGUCCUGGCUGAUUUUGGGAGAUGGGAGUACUCAACAUUACAGACCAGCCUCCACUGGUCCAAGCGGUUUUCAAUCGGAAUGCCGAUGAAAUUCAACAACUAUUGCACAACAAGAAAGAGGAUGUCAAUGCACUGGACCAAGAGCGCCGCACGCCGCUACAUGCUGCUGCCUGUUUGGGAGAUGUUCAUAUCAUGGACUUCCUCAUCAAUGCAGGUGCAAAUGUAAAUGCUAAGGACCAUGUGUGGUUAACUCCAUUGCACAGGGCAGCUGCCUCCCGGAAUGAAAGGGCAGUGGGACUACUUCUGCGGCAGGGAGCUGAGGCCAAUGCACGGGACAAGUUCUGGCAGACACCACUGCAUGUUGCAGCUGCCAAUAGAGCCACACGCUGUGCAGAGGCCCUGCUCCCUCAGCUGAGCAACCUGAACAUGGCAGACCGCACUGGCAGAACCGCUUUGCACCAUGCUGCUCAGAGCGGAUACAUGGAGAUGGUAAAGUUGCUGCUGAAUAAAGGAGCCAACUUGAGUGCCAAUGAUAAGAGAGAGAGACAGCCUAUCCACUGGGCAGCGUACUUGGGGCAUCUGGAGGUGGUGAAGCUGCUAGUGUCUCGGAGUGCAGACAAAGGCUGCCAGGACAAGCAGGGUUACACCCCUCUCCACGCUGCCGCUGCCAGCGGACACAUUGACAUCGUCAAGUACCUUCUGAGGCUCGGGGCAGAGCUGGAUGAGCCCAAUGCCUUUGGGAACACUGCACUGCAUGUGGCCUGCUACACAGGCCAGGAGGCUGUGGCCACCGAACUGGUGAACCACGGAGCUAACGUCAACCAGCCCAACAGGAGUGGCUACACCCCACUGCACCUGGCUGCUGUAUCCACCAACGGGGCCCUCUGCCUGGAGCUGCUGGUCAACAACGGGGCUGACGUCAACCAGCAGAGUAAAGAAGGGAAGAGCCCCCUGCACAUGGCAGCUAUACACGGACGCUUCACCCGCUCUCAGAUCCUCAUCCAAAACGGUGGAGAGAUUGACAGUGUGGAUAAAUAUGGCAAUACCCCCCUCCAUGUUGCUGCUAAGUACGGCCAUGAGCUGCUGAUCAGCACUCUGAUGACCAACGGUGCAGAUACAGCCAGACAAGGGAUUCAUGGGAUGUUCCCUCUGCACCUGGCUGUGCUCUAUGGGUUUUCAGACUGUUGUCGCAAGCUACUCUCCUCAGGUCAGCUGUACAGUAUUGUUUCUUCUAUGAGUAAGGAGCACGUUCUAUCAGCCGGGUUUGACAUCAACAUCCCAGACAACUUUGGGAGGACGUGUCUACACGCUGCUGCCUCUGGAGGAAACGUUGAAUGUCUGAACAUGCUCUUAAGCAGUGGUACCGACUUGAAUCAGAGGGACAAGUCGGGAAGGACUCCUUUGCAUUAUGCAGCUGCUAAUGGGAGGUACCAGUGCACCGUGACCCUAGUGAGCGCUGGCGCUGAGGUCAACGAGCCUGACCGUACAGGCUGUACUCCCCUGCACUACUCCGCUGCCUCCCAGGCCUUCUGCAGAAUGGACCGACAUUUCCCCGGGACUCUUCAGAGGGAGGAGGAUGGAGCAAAGGAGUCCUAUUUUAGUUGUUUGGAGCAUCUGUUGGACAACGGUGCCGACCCGUCCCUGGUCAACUCUAAAGGUUACAGUGCUGUUCACUAUGCUGCUUCCCAUGGCAACAAGCAGAACCUGGAGCUGCUCCUGGAAAUGUCGUUUAACGCAUUGGGAGACAUUGAGAGCAGUAUUCCAGUGAGUCCAUUGCAUUUAGCUGCUGAUAAUGGCCACUGGCAGGCGCUGCGUGUGCUGACGGAGACUGCUGCGUACGUGGACGUGCAGGAUGCCUCGGGCCGCUCUGUGCUCUACCUGGCCUCCCAGAGAGGUUACGCCCGCUGUGUCGAGGUCCUGCUAGCCCAGGGGGCCUCCUGCCUCCUCAACGAGAACAGACACAUGUGGACCCCUCUACAUGUCGCAGCUGCCAACGGCCACACUGAAUGUCUGCACAUGCUGGUGGACAGUGGGGAGGAGGCAGACCUUACCAACAUCACAGACACGCAGGAACAGACUCCUCUGAUGCUGGCCGUCCUGGGUGGCCAUACAGACUGUGUCCACCUGCUGUUGGAGAAGGGGGCCUGGCCUGACACCAAAGACAAGAGGGGCAGCACUGCCCUGCACAGAGGGGCUGCGUUGGGCCGUGACGAAUGUGUCACAGCCAUGCUGGACCACAAGGCCUCUGCACUGUGUCGGGAUGGCCAGGGUCGUACCUCACUGCACUACGCUGCCUCCCGCGGCCACACUGACAUCCUCGCCAGUCUGCUGCGUGCGGCCACACGCUCCGACCCUCUUGACUCCCUAUUGGACCAUGAAGAGUACACGCCAUCACACUGGGCUGCUUACCAAGGGCAAGAAGACUGUUUGGAGGUUUUACUUGAACACAAAACUUGUAGUAUCCAGGAGGGAAACUCCUUUACCCCAUUGCACUGUGCUCUAAUGAAUGGCCAUAGUGGAGCUGCAGAGAUGCUGUUGGAAUCUGCUGGCGUACAGAUGGUUAACACCAGGGACACUAAAGAAAGGACCCCUCUUCAUGCCGCAGCAUGUGCUGAGGAUGUGGCGGGGCUGCAGCUGGUCCUACGCCACGGAGCUGAGAUCAAUGCCGUGGACCACACCGGACGCUCUGCUCUCAUGGUCGCCGCCGACAACGGACAGAGUGGCACCGUGGCCAUCCUCUUGCACCGAGCCAAGGCUGACCUGACACUGCUGGACGACAAUGGAAACACUGCCCUGCAUCUGGCCUGCAGCAAAGCUCAUGAGAUGUGUGCCCUGCUGAUUCUGGGGGAGAUCCAUAACCCUACCCUCAUCAAUGCAACCAACACUGCACUGCAGAUGCCGCUGCAUCUAGCAGCACGCAACGGUCUGGCCACAGUUGUCCAGGCACUGCUGAGUCGAGGAGCCACAGUGCUGGCAGUGGAUGAGGAGGGACACACUCCAGCCCUGGCCUGCGCCCCCAACAAGGACGUAGCUGACUGCCUGGCUCUGAUCCUCUCCACCAUGAAACCUUUCCCUCCUCUGGACCCUUCCUCCUGCCCCUGCUCCUCUUCCUCCGUCUCCCCCAGUCUCAACCUACUGAAGCAUUGCGGCAUCACUGCUGCCUGCACGCCGCUGCCCAACGGAGGCCUCCACCAUCACAACGGCUAUGUCAAAGACCGCCAUGCCGCUGUCAGCCUGGACGGAUGCCUUUCUGAGUGAGGUCAUCCUACAUCUACUGUCUGACAGCACUACCACCACCACAGGGUAGCCUGUGUGUGUGUGUGUGUGUGUGUUUGUGUGUGAGUGAUCUUCUCCUGAAGUGCAGUCAAACCUAUAUGCAAAUGGAGCCCACAGCAUCUAUCUAUCCCAGCUCUGUAUAAGUUAGUGCUUAACACUGAGACCGAUCUCUCUUUCUGUAAGGUCACUGGAAUACUGCUUUGUUCCAAAAUGGUUACUAAUAACCACCCACAAAAUCCCUUUAAAUAAUGUCCCGCAAAUAGGUACUCGUCAGCACAGAAAGAUGACUGACGGCUAAAAGCACUGUUUAUUCUUUUUUUUUCUUUUUUUUGCCUUCUUUUUAGUCUUUUGUUGAGUCCCUUUAUUUUCUCUUCAUAUCAUUCAGUAUUUAACAUCUGAUGACGUGUUGGCCUCGUAGAGAAAUGCACAGCCUUCCUAAAAGGAGAAUGAUCCAACGGGUUAUAGUGAAGGACUUUAUGAAUGAAGUCCUACCCAAAAGUGCAAUGCUUAAAUAUAAAGAUUCUGACUUUAACAAAAAAAAUAUAUAUAAUAUGUACCUUCUGUGGUAACCUAAUAUUUCAACUUUUGGCCUCGUUUUUUUUUGUUUGUUUUUUUGUGGGGCAUUUUCAUAGAGGAGAAUUUCAUAGGGCUGCUAAAGUUUGAAAGAUGAAUAUGUAAGCAUGUCACCUUACAAAGGAGAACAAUGCUCAGGUUGGCAUUUCAGCAUACAUUUGCUCUCAAUGCUGAAGUAUUGUCUAGAACACAAUUUUGUGUUUACUAAGUGAGAAUUUGGUUUAAAGCAUAUACAUUAUGACCAAAGGUGAAUAUCACUGCUAUGACUGACAAAAUAUUUAUUUGAGAAAUAUUUACAGAGAAAGAUCGAUGUUGAGAUACCUCUUAAGUCAUUUUGCAGCUGCUGAACGGCUAGACAGGGAAAGUAGUAGCAAUGAAUCCUUGGUUAUUUAUUUGAAGUCUUUAGGAGUGGACUCGCCCCAUUGACCUUCAGCAAAGCCUCUUGUUUUCUGAGCACAUUACCUUGAAUUCUAAGAUUACUGCUCAGUGAUAAACUUACAAGCCAUUUCAAUUGAUUUCCCAUUUUUCUUUUCUUUAAUCAUUCCCAAAACAUUUUGGUACAUUGAUUUCGAAUUACCUUCGGAGAGGAAUCCUAUUUACAUUACAUUUACAUUUAAGUCAUUUAGCUAUUUGUAUUAUUUCCCAAAAUGUUGUCUUUGGUCAAUCUUGAAAUGUUACUUCAGCCGUUUUGAAGCUGGAGAAAUACCACUGUUACUCUAUCAAAAAGCUUGUAUCUUGUCUAGUACGAUGGUCAGUUCUGGUGUGAGAUUGAAACGCUGGACUGACAAGUGUUCUUACCUUUUUGUGUGUUCUUUUUUUGUUCUUGUAUAAUUUAAGCAAUAUUUAAUUUCUGGCAUUUUGAACGUUAUCAAAAAGACAAUCAUAGUCUCAAGGGCUUUUGUUUCCUUGGAAAUCUUGUUUGAUGUUCACCUUAUUUGUUUGAGUACCGAUACUAGCAACAUGGAAAUGAUCUAUUCUAGACUAAUGGCUAAAGUCUGUGUCCAAGGCAUUUUUCGCUCUGUGCCUAGAACCCCCAAAAAAUGCAAUUAAUUGCCUCCAUGGCAGUACGGAUGCAGGAUAGCAUGAUAUGAUGAACCCUGGGGUCUCACCCACUGGGUAGCAGAGAAGCGUUGGAUCCUAUUCAGACUUGUUAAUCUGUUGAGGAUAUGAUUCCUUGGUUAAGCUUGAUUGUUCAUGUCUCUGGACAGAAUUCAUGACUGACGAGAGACUUGAAAGCAUAGUAGGUAUGUAGGGUUACUUACUGUAGCAAGGAACUGAGAGGCAACUGUUACACUCUCAUAUGGCCGGUAGUAAUACUUGUGUUUUUAGUAAAGCAGAUAAGUGUGAAAUUCCUUUUUUGGUAUGUAUCCUGUCUUGUGGCUCUACAUACGUUGUAGAUUUGUGGUGUCAGACAACUGGAGCUCUUUGCCUGACUUAAUUUAAAUAUUUUUACACCAUCUUUUCCAUGACAUCAUCAGAGGAUCAAUAGAUUUCAGUGACUCAUUUUUCAUUUCAUUGCUUCGCCACAACCUCCUCUCUUGAUGAAUGCUAAAUGACAUGCAUUAGUUCUGGAUGAGAAACAUGAGGACCUACUAUGAUACCAGAGUAGCAUAUCAUCUUGUGCCCUAUAGUCAGUGUUGUCCGGGGGAGAAAAUAGUCUCAGACUGUGUGGAACCAGGAACCAAAUGACAUGGAUUGAUUGACGAACAACAGGAAAAUCAUAUUGGCAUUAUUUUAGUUAAAUGCACACUACGAUGCAGUUCCAUUUUAGCCCUGAUCCAAGGCACUUGAGAUAGUUAAGCACUUUAACACAUUCAGCAUAUCUGUGUGCAGUCUGAAUACAUGCAUAUGUAUAUUUACAUAUGGGUCGUAGCUAAAGUGCAAAAGAUAGGAGCAGAUUGCAAGGAUUGUAUACGCUGCUUCAUUGACGGAGAUUUAACUUCAAAACUCUAAAGCUAAAAAGAUCUCAUGGUCCAAAAUCCAGUCAUCACGGUGCAGUUUGAUUUGAUGCCAUCCCAGGGUCCACGAACUAGUCCUUGUGGUUAGUCCAGUGAUUUUUAGGUAGGCUUGCUUUCGCCGUGCUUGUAUCCUCCUCAGGCUCCUCGCCUAACUCCACACUGAGGGAUGCGUGUUGUACAAUAAACACUGAUUACCUCAAUCAUCCAACCGCAGGUGUGUCUGGCUAGCAGGUCAGAUUCACGUUCCCCAGUUCAGACACUGCAUGCAUCAGCCGACGGUUGCGUGCCACGUCAUCGACUGCGUGCCGUCAGGCACCUGAUUGCUAUAACAUAGUGAUGUGGUUACCUGAUGGGUAUUUUACAUAUCUGGCAUGUGCCAGCGACGUCUGAGCAGAGGAACACGAGCCAGAUAUGUGUGUGUGUAUAUAUGUAUAUAGAUUUUAUAUUUCAAUUCCCUUGUCCAGCUGAUGGCACCAGUUCUUCAGUAUAUAUCCCAUCUGGGACUACCCCAUAUCUGUGUUGCAUUGAUAGACUGAGAACUCAUUGGAAAGGAGCUUGAGAUCAUAAUUCUCACUUUAAAGAAACAAGUCAAAUAUAUUUCCCUAGGGUUUAAUAUUAGGAAGCAAUGUAAAGGAUUAUUUGUAGCAUUAAUGACUGUGAAAGACGUGCGCAGCACAUCUAUUGCUCUUCGAUUGUGUUUAGGCCAAUCCAACAAAGCAUUUCAUAGAUGCCAAUUGAAGAUUUGCGGAGUAGUCGUCACAUGAGAAUCUUAGGUCACAGUUAGGGCCUUAUUUGCCAAAGUACAUUGGAUAAUAAAAAAUAUAUAUUUGAAAAGGAAUAGCAAUGGGUUUGAGAAAUAUGCAUGCAUUCGAGCAAUGUACAUACUGAAUAUAAAUCUGAGCCAUGAAUUGACUGACAUGUGACUCUAAGGUCAAAUUGGAACAACACUAUUUGCCAUCUCCUGACUUUUGAACUAUUACACUGCAUUUCUCUGGCAUUCAUGAAAUGAUAAAGUAGCAGAAAGAAAUACUUGUCAUAUUAGUCUUCCUGUUAUGGGUCUUUCUUAAAUGUGUUUCAGUUAUACCGAGGCCCCUAUGUGUAUGUCAUAACCACGUAUUGACACUGGAGACAGGAGGUUGGAGGGUGUGAACAUGCAUCUCGAACACCAUUUAAGAUUGCCUUACAAUAUCUUCUGAACAGGACAUUUAACUACGCUGUAGAUGCUUUCAUUUUUUUUUUUUUUACAUUAAUUGGUAGCCAGUUUUUGAAAAGGAAAAUGCACCUACCUAGCUACAUCCAUUUAGUGCCAUAGAAACCUUUAUUUGCCUUUAAGCAUAAUAGUCAUACUGUACUUGGUCAGUAGAAAAUGUGUUUGUUUGGACUCAUUUACUGUGGUAGCCAUGGUUAGAAUGAACAUUAUUAUUAUAUAUAUUUUUUGUUGUUGAAUGAUUAUUAAGUUCUGAUUUGAAGCAUUGCUGGCACAGAUACAGGUCAUGAUGUCAGUGGUGACUAAUGGUUUGAACCACUUAGUACUGAUCGUAGGAAGUGGAAAGCAAUCAUAUAAUAGAGUUGGUGGUAGUCUGGAGAACAGAAUGGAUGGAAGAUUUAAAAUAUUUAUAAUUGGACAGACUUUGUGUUGGAAAAAAUGGAUAAUAAUAAUAAUGAAUGGUAAUUUCUUUGCCUGUGGUUUGUAAUUAUUAUAGGACAGUUUUUAAUGUUUGCAGAUGUAUGGUUAACAGGGAAUAGAUUUACCUCGUCCUCGAUGGAUGCCCCUAUUCUUACUUGAAGUAUCUUUCAUCGAAUACAAAUGUAAAACUUUAAUUCACAGCAGAGCCUUUUAAAGGCAAAGGAACAAGUUUCUUGCAGUACCUACUAAGUUAUAACACCUAACAUCUCAUUAGUUAUGUCUGGUUUUGCUAUUAUGUGAUGUGUCCCGAAUGGCACCCUAUGCCCUACAUAGUGCAACACUUUUGUCCAAAGCCCUAUGGGGGGGGG
Molecule: messenger RNA, 8021 nt
Organism: Oncorhynchus keta (chum salmon)
Lineage: Eukaryota; Metazoa; Chordata; Actinopteri; Salmoniformes; Salmonidae
Product: serine/threonine-protein phosphatase 6 regulatory ankyrin repeat subunit C-like
Exons: 26
Coding region: 241-3477 (1078 amino acids)
Molecular function (GO): protein binding
Source: RefSeq, a predicted model, not a curated record